AUGGAUAUACUCCGACAUAAUCGAUGGAUUGUCAUAUUGGGUGACCUAGGUAGUUCAAAAACUACUCUCCUUCGAUGGAUUACAUUUAUUUUUGCUGAAUUAGCUCUUAAUGGUCAUGAAAAACUAGUUUUAGAAGGAGAGGAUUGCAUUCCAGUUCGUAUUCCUAUUUUGGUUCGCAUCGGUGAAUUUGCAACGUGGCUUAAGCAAUAUCCAACAAAGACAUUAAUAGAUUAUAUGGGAGAGCAUACAUGGGAUUCAAAACGUUAUUGUCAUGAUGACAAUAAAAAUGUGUUGAAAGAGUUGAUAGAUGAUGGUCAUACUUUGAUCCUUCUAGAUGGGCUUGAUGAGAUUACUGAAGUUGGACAAAAAGGAGAAAUUGUUGAUCUUGUUAGAAAAUUUGUUGAUGAAUAUGCACGUGGACCUGAUUUUAUCUCAGCAUUUGAUGACAGAAUGUUUCACGGAACAUCAGUAGAUUAUUGUUGUCAUAAAAUUGUUGAAACACAACCACCGAGUAUACCUGGUGGUAAUCAGAUAAUUAUUACGAGUCGUAUUAUCGGCUAUCAACUGUAUCCACUUGUUGUCGAAGUUUAUAAUCAUGCUGUUCAAGUAGCAUUACAUUCUUGGAAAAGUCAUGAAUUGAAUAUUCCGGAGAGAGUACUAACUAAUUUUUUGAUCGAUCUUGCUUGUUAUCUUCAUUUAAAUUCAUCAUCUGGUCUUAUAGAUGAGUUUGAUAUAAAACAGUUAUGCUAUUUAAUCUUACAACAACAAGGUCUAUCAUGUAAUCAUAAAAUAUUACGUGAAUAUGUUCAUAAGUUGACAUCUUUACUUGAUUAUAACAUUGGUAUUUUUGCUGAACGAGGUUUACAAAUAUAUGAAUUUCUUCAUUUAUCAUUUCAAGAUUAUUUUGUUGCACGUUCGCUUGUAAAAGGUUCACCCGAUGAGGUUGCAAAACGUAUUCUUACAAUCACUAUUUAUCCUCGUUUUCAUGAAUCACUUCUUAUCGCUAUUGGUUGGAUUAGUUGGAAAUGGUCAUUUGAUGAUUAUGACAUAUUACCUUCAAACUCAGUCAUCUUUAUUACACUUAGUAAUAUACUUGAUCAUCCAUAUUAUCCAAGUAAAACGACAUAUUUAAUAUCAAAUCUAUUGAAAUUACAUGAAAAUAUUAUAAUAGAAUGGAUGCAAACACAAUUGAAAGAUGAAAAACGACUUUCUAAUUUUUGUCAAUGUUUAUUGCAGAAUGUUAAGGAAUUUAAUGAUAAAAUUCAAACCAAUCAGAAAUCAAUACCAUCUGCUGUUUAUCAAGAACUGUGGUUGUUACACAAUAUUAGUACAUCAGCUGAACUGAUUAUCGAUCAAACCUUACGAAUAAUAAUGAGAUCAGCUAAAAAUGUCUGA
Molecule: messenger RNA, 1395 nt
Organism: Rotaria sp. Silwood2
Lineage: Eukaryota; Metazoa; Rotifera; Eurotatoria; Philodinida; Philodinidae
Source: the annotation of a GenBank genome assembly